CACAGAGCCACCUAUCAAAUGAGCGUCUACAAUGGGUUUAAAAUACCAACAAAACUUAUUUUCGUAACUUAAUCGUUUUAUUUGGCACUUUAGACAAACUUUUCGUGUCAUUGCGAGGACAGUGGUGUUUACGUGCGCAACGUUACGCUUUAGUUUUAACCAAUUGUGCGAGUAACAACCGAGAUUGCCUCAGCUGGUUUAGCAGCCAGUCGAACUCUCAGUGUGUCUUCAUUCAUCAAAACCUUACCAGCACAUUUCUGGACUUCUCCAACUUCUAUACGCUUUUGAUAUUCUGGACAGGACUGGGUCGCCACCCCUUGUCACAGCGCCAUGGCUGACAGCAGCAUAGUUACUUUAGGGCCGGGCCGCAGCCUGCUGGUGGACUCCUCCAUAUACGACUCCCGGAUGGCUGAGACCUCAAAGGAGCAAUUUUUCAUGGGUCUACAUGCAGACGAGACAGAGGAUGUAUUGCCCAGAGUUGAGACCAGGGUGGUGUUGGUGGGGGAGGCCGGCAACAUUGCAGAACUUGAGAAAGCUCUUCAGGAUAUAAACACCCCCUGUAUCAAGACUGACAAUGUCAGAGAUUUUGGUGACGGCGAGAACUGCGAGUUCGAGACCGUGUUUGUGUUGAAAGACUUCCAGGCUCCCGAAUACAGCUUCCUGUACAAGAAUGACAACCGUAUCCUGGGGCCUCCUGCCGUGAUGCACUGUGCCAUCAAGGGAGAGCCUCUGCCGUUCUCCUCCAGGCCUCUCUACUCAAUGACCAUGCUCAACUUGUCUCUCUGCUUCACCGGAUUCCGUAAAAAAGAUGAAGUGGUUACCCUGGUAAAUCUCGUCCAUCACAUGGGCGGCACCAUCCGAAAAGACUUUGACAGCGCUAAAGUCACACACCUCAUCGCCCGUUCAUCACAUGGUGAAAAGUACAGGUUGGCAGUGUGCAUGGGCACACCCAUCCUCACCCCUGAAUGGAUACACAAGGCAUGGGAGCACAGAGAUGACAUUAAUUUCCAUGCAGGCAACGAGGAGUUCCGCACCGAGUUUAAGGUCCCUCCGUUCCAGGACUGCGUCCUGAGCUUUCUGGGCUUCUCUGAAGAGGAGAAAACCAACAUGGAGGAGAGGACGCAGAAACACGGUGGACGGUUCCAGGCAGUGGGUGAUGCAAGGUGCACCCACUUGGUAGUUGAGGAGAACUCCAUUAAAGAACUGCCCUUUACUCCCUCCAAAAGGCUCUAUGUAGUGAAGCAGGAGUGGUUUUGGGGCAGUAUACAAAUGGACGCCCGUGCUGGGGAAAUCAUGUACUCUUACGAAAAGCCGGAGAGUCCUGUGAUGAAGAAGGCUGUCUCUCUGCUGUCUCUCACGACACCCAACAGUGGCAGGAAACGUCGCCGUCUUAGAGAAACAUUGGCUCAGCUCACCAAGGAGACAGAGAUUUCUCCCUUCCCACCGCGCAAGAGACCCUCAGCUGAGCACUCCCUCUCCAUGGGCUCCCUGCUGGACUUCUCCAACACACCUGACACCUGCAAAUCCAGUGGAGAGAAUGCCAAACCCCCCAAAAGCUCAACUCCCGCCCUUCCUAAGCAGUCAGCACGCUGGCAGGUCUCCAAGGAGCUCUACCAAACUGAGAGCAACUAUGUUGAUAUCCUGGCCACGGUCCUGCAGCUCUUCAAAUACCCCCUGGAGAAAGAGGGGCAGGUGGGCGGCCCUAUUCUAGCUCAGGAAGAGAUCAAGACCAUUUUUGGCAGUAUUCCAGACAUCUAUGACGUGCACACGAGAAUAAAGGCGGAUCUUGAGGAGUUGGUGAUGAACUGGUCUGAAGAGAGGAGCGUUGGAGACAUUAUCCUGAAAUAUUCUAGAGAUUUGGUGAAGGCCUACCCACCAUUUGUCAACUUCUUUGAGAUGAGCAAAGAGACCAUAGUCAGAUGUGAGAGACAGAAGCCGAGGUUUCAUGCGUUCCUGAAGAUUAAUCAGGCUAAACCCGAGUGUGGCCGUCAGACUCUUGUUGAACUUUUGAUUCGUCCUGUGCAGAGACUGCCAAGUGUUGCCCUCUUACUGAACGAUAUAAAGAAACAUACAUCAGAUGACAACCCAGAUAAAGUAACCCUGGAAAAGGCUAUCGAGUCUCUCAAGGAAGUGAUGACCCACAUAAAUGAGGAUAAAAGGAAAACAGAGGGACAGAAGCAGAUUUUUGAUGUUGUUUAUGAAGUGGACGGCUGCCCUAUUGCCAGGAAGAGACACAAGGUCAUAACCACUUUCCGGAGUCCAUUGGGUCAGACGCGGCCACCAGCCCAGCUCAAACACAUAGCCCUGAUGCCUCUGUCCCAGAUCAGAAGAGUCCUUGACAUCCAAGACACAGAAGAGUGUCAGAACGCCUUCGCCCUGGUGGUACGUCCUCCUACAGAACAGGAGAACCUGUUAUUCAGUUUCCAGCUGACGGCCGAAGACACCUUCAAAUCCACCUGGCUCAAAACACUCUGUCGUCAAGUGGCCAACACGAUUUGCCGAGCUGAUGCGGAAGAUCUCAUUCAGAGCACCGAUCCUGACUCCGUCCAAGUGAGCACAAAGGACAUGGACAGCACGCUCAGCCGAGCAUCCAGGGCCAUCAAAAAAACGUCAAAGAAGGUCACGAGAGCUUUUUCUUUCACUAAAACCCCCAAGCGUGUGCUUCAGAGGGCGUUUAUGGCCAACGGUACCCCAGAUGAGAGGAGUCCUGGCCCAGAUGCCGAUCACAUGGGCCGAAUGUCUAGCAGCUCCACACUGGCUGCUGUUCAUUCCCCAUCGAUGAUCAACCUGUCCUCCGCCUUCGAGAGGAAGUAUCAUACCUUCAGCCGAUCCACAACUCACCUGUUCUGAACUUUGCAUCCGGAGUUGUCAUUAAUUUCCACACUACUACCACGUCCGCCCGACGCCUCCAGCCCAAGACCCCCCACCUGGGUUUAAUUUGCAGCUCCAGAACCCACCAAAUGAAGUACAGCUUGUGUUGAUGUCAAUGUCUGGGCACAUUUAUAACUGACAUGUUCUGAUUUUUAUUAGAGGGGUAGAGUAUUUACACUGUUAUUAACCACUGAAAGUAUUUCUUAAUGUUUUGUAAGACAGGCCCUAAUCUAAACUAAUCUAGUUUUCAGCUUUUAUAAAGCUAUACACAUCUAGCUGUUGCAUUUAAGUGGAAAAUGCACUGGUUUAAAUGCGGCCUUACAUUUGUGCGUACUUUUAGAAGUGAUUUUUAUUGUUGAUUUAGGGGUAUUGAUUUCUAAAAGUCAAAAGAGUUGUUGCGGUCCGCCUGCCAUAUUUAUUCUCCAGAAUCACUUCUAUAAAUAGUUUAUGUAAAUCUUUCUUUCCGUCUCUAUUUAUGUGUAAAUAUUGUGAUUGUGUCAUACUAAUAAUAGUUUGUACCUUUUUGUAGUCUCUGCACUUAUGUCAACACGAAAAUGUAGUCAUGUUUCACGUUUGUCUGUAAAAGGGAAUCAUGUCUGCCUGCUGCAGAUUUGUUUGGAGUGGGUGGUUUUAGGUUAUUGUUUGACUACUUUUGAAGGUAACUUCAUUUAUUCUUUAUUAAUAAAAGAAGCAUAAAGCCUU
Sinocyclocheilus grahami is the source of this 3573-nucleotide messenger RNA. It is a transcript of the gene ect2, whose product is annotated as epithelial cell transforming 2. Gene Ontology annotation, biological process: mitotic cytokinesis; regulation of cytokinesis, actomyosin contractile ring assembly; activation of GTPase activity. Bases 331 to 2850 code for a protein of 839 amino acids. The transcript is spliced from 23 exons. The record is from RefSeq and is a predicted model, not a curated record. Gene Ontology annotation, cellular component: cell cortex; nucleus. Gene Ontology annotation, molecular function: guanyl-nucleotide exchange factor activity; GTPase activator activity. Lineage: Eukaryota; Metazoa; Chordata; Actinopteri; Cypriniformes; Cyprinidae.